CAGUUUGAUCGUCCUCGAUCUAUCUUUGAAAAGGUUACUAAGCUUGAUCAUGCCCUCAAACUGUUUGAUGGAAUGAUACAAACACAACCUCUGCCCUCUGUUCCUAAAUUCAACCAGUUGUUACAAGCUAUUACCAAAAUGAAACACUAUUCUCAUGUGAUUGAUCUUUUUAAAGAAAUGACAACCCUUCAUGUCCCUAUAAGUGUGUACACUACUGCCAUUGUGAUCAAGUGUUGUUGCCAAACGUAUCGCACCAGUGAGGGUUUUGCAAUCGUAGCCUAUGGCUUCAGACAUGGUGUUGAACCUGAUAUGUACAUCUUUAAUGCGAUCCUAAAUGGACUCAUCCUAGAAGAUAGGAUUCUCGAGGCAGAAAGAUUAUUCAAGAAGCUGAUCAAAGGGAAGCUUUGUGUACCUGAUGUAGUUAUGUACAACACCAUGAUUAAAGGGCUUUGCAAGUUUGGCAAUAAUGAAACAGCCGUUGCUUUGGUUAAGCUAAUGGAUGAAAGGGGCUGUAAACCUGAUGUUGUCACAUACAACAUCAUCAUCGAUAGUCUUUGCAAAGACCAAAUGGUAGAUGAUGCUUUAGAGCUCUUCAAAGAUUUGAUCUUCCAUAAAGGCAUCCUACCUAGUGUUAUCACUUACAACAAUGUGAUUCGUGGCCUUUGUAACUUAGGGCGUUGGGAUGAUGCCUCUAAAAUGCUCAAAGAAAUGGAGGAGGAUGAAAGGAUAUCUCCAAAUCUUAUAACCUUUAAUAUAUUAGUCAAUGCAUUUUGCAAGGAAGGUUUGGUGGAAGAUGCAGCGGCUGUUAUGAACAUCAUGAUCGAGAGAGGAAAGAAUCCCAAUUUAGUGACAUACAACUCACUUAUUGAUGGAUAUUGUUUACGAGGUGAAAUGAAGAAAGCAAGGGAAGUUUUUGAUUCGAUGAGGAUUAGAGGCCCGAUCCCUGAUCUUGUGACUUACAAUAGCUUAUUGAAUGGCUAUUGCAAAAAAUUGAUGAUAGAUGAGGGCAUGCAUUUGUUUCAUGAAAUAACUGAAAAAGGUAUGAAACCCAAUAUUGUCACUUACAGCAUCCUGUUACAGGGAUUGUUUCGAGUUGGACGUUGUAAAGCCGCACACAAACUUUUUAGGGAGAUGCAAGCACACAACCAGAUUGCAGAUGCAUGCACGUAUGGAAUAAUUUUAGAGGGUCUAUGCAAUAACCAUCUAAUGGAGGAAGCAAUGUCUUUGUUUCGUUUGAUGGGUGACAACGAGCUAAAUUCAAAUAUUAUUGUAUACAAUAUCCUCAUGGAUGGUGCAUGUAAAUGUGGGAAGCUUGAUAUCGCAAGGGACCUCUUCAGUGACCUAAGUGUUAAAGGUUGGCAUCCUGAUGUUAGGUCAUAUACUAUGAUGAUUAGUGGUUUUUGUCGAGAAGGUCUAGUGGGGGAAGCAAAAGAGUUGUUUCUCCAAAUGAAUGAAAGAGGCUGCCCACCAAAUAGUGCCACGUACAACGUUCUUCUCCAAGGAUUAUUAAAGAACAAACAACUUGACACGAUAGAAACGCUUUUACAAGAAAUGGAAGGAAGAGGUUUCUUACUUGAUGCUUCAACUUUAACCCUGUUUCUUGUUCACAUCAAACCUGGAUCAGCUGAUGCUACUCUCCUUAAGUCGAUUGGUAAGCUUGUGCCAAAGCAAGGAGCGCAUCCUCAAUGUUUUACUAUGUGGUUUAAUAUCCAAUGUUACUUAUUUAUCAUCAUCAGUUCUACUCCUAGAUGGCUAAUCCUUAAUCUUGAUGUUGAUACUCGGAAAUUAUCAUGGACUUUCGAGAAAGAAGAUAUGAAGCUGGAGUGGCGAUGGAAAUUUAAACCAGCUGAAAAUUGUAAGAUCAUCACUGCAGGAAUCUUGGACUUCUUGAUGGAUGCUAACACACGUUUAAUGGAGGUUGUCAUGAAAACACGGUCAAAUGAGCAACUGAAAGCGGAAGCUGAAAAGCGUGUAGUGCAAAGUGAGAAGUUUCAAAACGAGAAGGUAGAGUUUGAAACGACGAUUUACACCAAGGGACCAAAAGGAUCGAGAAAGAAUAACAAAGGGAUUGGGCUUUGGUGUAUGUUGAAGCUCUCAUCCUCUGUUGAAGAUGGCGACAAAACGAUGAUGAUGAAGGUGAAUCGCGUAAGUAUUCGUUCUCUUGCCUUCUUGAAAUUGCAAGGUGCUUUUACUGCCAACUGUUGUGUUCUCGCUUCGAAAAAUCAUUUCUCAUGUUUAGGAUUAGGUUUUCAUUUCGAUUCUCACAGAAUACUUUUAGCUCUCUUUCAUUCCAUUUCUUCUUCGAAUCGUCAUUCAAUGUUUGAUCAUCAUCGACGUAAGUUUGAAAAAAUUGCUAAGCUUGAUGAUGCUUUGAAAGUGUUCGAUGAAAUGACUCAGAGACAACCUCUGCCAUCGGUUGUUGAGUUCAAUCGGUUGUUGGAUGCUGUGACCAGAAUGAAACAUUAUUCUUGUUCGGUUGAUCUUUUUAAGCAAACUUGUGCGCUUGGUGCUCCUGUUAAUGAUUACACUAUGAACAUUGUGAUUAAGUGUUUUCGUCAUUUGUACCGUACGAAUGAAGGUUUCGGUGUCUUAGGUUGUUUCUUGAAACGUGGUAUUGUACCUGAUGUAUUCACCUUUACCACACUCCUAAACGGACUCAUCAUAGAAGAUAGGAUUCCAGAGGCAGAGAGAUUAUUUAAGAAGCUGAUCAAAGAGGAAAUUUGUGAACCUAAUGUGGUUAUGUACAACACAAUGAUUAACGGUCUUUGCAAGUUUGGCAAGAAUGAUGUGGCUAUUGCUUUGCUUACACUGAUGGAUGAAAGAUGUUGUAAACCUAAUGUUGUCACAUAUAGUACCAUCAUUGAUGGUCUUUGCAAAGAUGGAAUGAUAGAUGAUGCAUUAAAGUUCUUAAGAGACAAUGGUGUGUCACCAAAUGUUUUCACUUACAACUCUUUGAUUCAUGGUCUUUGUAAUUUAGGUCGUUGGGAUGAGGUCUCUCAGAUGCUAAAAGAUAUGGAGGAUAAAAGGAUAUUUCCAGAUGUGCGAACUUUUAGUAUGUUAGUUCAUGCAUAUUGCAAUGAAGGGAAGAUAGAAGAUGCGGAGGCCAUUAUCAAUGUAAUGAUCCAAAGCGGGAAGGAUCCCGAUGUAGUGACAUACAGUUCACUUAUUAACGGGUACUGUAUGCGAGGUGAAAUGAGCAAGGCGAGGGAAGUUUUUGAUUCAAUUUUGCUCAAAGGUCUUCUCCCUGAUGUUGUUACUUAUAGUAGUUUAUUGGAUGGGUAUUUGAAGAAUAUGAAGCUACGCGAGGCCAUGGAAUUUUUUCGUGAAAUAAAUAAAAAAGGUUUGAAACCUAAUAUAGUCAUGUACAACAUCAUGUUACGUGGAUUAUAUCGCGCUGGGCGUAGCGGGGCUGCACAUAAGCUCUUUAGCAAGAUGCAGUUACAAGGCCCAAUUCCAAAUGAAAUCACGUAUGGAAUAGUUCUAGAGGGUUUAUGCAAUAACCGUCAAGUGGAUGAGGCACUCUCUUUGUUCCGUUUGAUGGAUGAUGAAAAGACAAAUUUAAAUAUCGUUGUGUUCAAUAUUCUCAUUGAUGGUGCAAGCAAAUGUGGGAAGCUUGAUAUCGCAAGGGCUCUUUUUAAGGAACUAACUGAUAAAGGUCUACAUCCUGAUGUUAGGACAUAUAGUGUGAUGAUAAGUGGUUUUUUUCGGGAAGGUCUUGUAAGGGAUGCAAAAUGUCUGAUUCUGAAAAUGGAAGAAAGUGGCUGCCCUGCAAGGAGUGUCACAUACAAUGUUAUUCUUCAAGGAUAUCUAAAGAACAAGAAGUAUGAUGAGGUAGAGAUGCUUUUACAAGAGAUGGAUAGAAGAGGCUUCUUACUUGAUGCUUCAACUUUAUCUAUGUUACUUCAUCAUAUAUCAAUUAGAUCAUUAGACGGUACUUUGCUUAAGUUGAUUGGUAAGCUUGUGCCAAAAGAAUCGAUGGAUGCUCCUUAUUUUUCUCUAUGAAUGGAAUCGGGAUAUGGAAAAGGCACUUCUCUCUAAUCCCUAGUUUGUAAGUUAGUCUUGCCCUUCUUUACAAUUUUCUGCUUAGCUUCACUUUGGAUGUUCAAUAGUUUUAAGUUUUUCUUUCUGAAACAAAAUUUUCUGUUAAUUAUUUGUAACAAU
Cynara cardunculus var. scolymus (artichoke) is the source of this 4161-nucleotide messenger RNA. RefSeq lists its product as uncharacterized. The transcript has 5 exons. Bases 73 to 4002 code for a protein of 1309 amino acids. The record is from RefSeq and is a predicted model, not a curated record. Gene Ontology annotation, molecular function: protein binding. Lineage: Eukaryota; Viridiplantae; Streptophyta; Magnoliopsida; Asterales; Asteraceae.